Messenger RNA from Colletotrichum phormii, 836 nucleotides. RefSeq lists its product as uncharacterized. NCBI's taxonomy places the organism in Eukaryota, Fungi, Ascomycota, Sordariomycetes, Glomerellales, Glomerellaceae. The record is from RefSeq and is a predicted model, not a curated record. Bases 205 to 645 code for a protein of 146 amino acids. The transcript has a single exon.
UCGGUUUACCUCCUUCCUUCCUUCUUUGCGUCCGUCGCUAACGCGUUCCUUCCCUUGUCUGAAGGUCUCCCAUCUACCCCUAUCUCGAAUCAUCGACCUCGACGAACAUCCUUUCGAAACCUCUUCCCCGACGCGUCCUUGCCUGAGAACGACAUCGAAUCAAUAUCAUACCAUACUGCCCACUGGGUUCAACAUUCGAUAGCUAUGUCUCUCUUCGUCCUAUCCCAUGUAUGUGGUCGCGAAUCCGAACGAAGAAAACUACCGACGGUGGCAGCAGCACCCAGUCCAGUUCACACUGGUAAAUGGCGCUGUAUGACCUGCAAGGAACCCACAUUCUCGCGCCACUGCGGUGACUGUCAAUCCAACUGGUUUUGCAGCACUAAGUGUCAGAGGGAGAAAGCCCACAACAUCGAUGCUGCCAACUACAUGGCCCUGUGCCCCGCGAAGCACAAACGACUAGAUACCCACCACUACCUCGCCGAAUCCCUCAGAGCCGGUACCUGCGAGCCUCCCACGGACCCGCAAACACGAGAAGACUUCGGAUUCGAUCUAUGCCGCUAUGGAAAUAAGCAAGAGGAACGCCUCCUGUGGGCGACAUACAAAUGCCUUGGCUGUUUCUUCGGCCUCGACAGCGUCGUUAUCUAGGGGUGGAUGAUUGCCAGGGGCAAGACAUUACUCGCCGAGAUGAUCAAGAAGAAAUUUUCCAACGUUCGCCUUAUUACGAAGGAUGUAUACACCUGGUGGUUCCGUCACAAUAUCUGGGUCAUCCUACCCGAGGACAGCAGAAAGGGAUAUGCCAUGACGACCCAUAACAAUCUCGUCUGGGAAUGCGCCAU